AUGGCUAUCGGAACCGGUCUAGUGACGGCUCUUAACAAGGAGCGUAUCCAGCACCAGCAAGCCUUUGCUGACCUACAAGAGAUGCUUGUAGCCAACCAGAAGUUAGGAGCAACCAAUCAACGGCUGAAAUCCGUCAACACCAAGUUUCGUGGAGAACUUGCAGUCCUGGGACAUAAAGUAGCUCACGUAGAGAGUGUGGUAUCGUGA
Molecule: messenger RNA, 207 nt
Organism: Penicillium antarcticum
Lineage: Eukaryota; Fungi; Ascomycota; Eurotiomycetes; Eurotiales; Aspergillaceae
Exons: 1
Coding region: 1-207 (68 amino acids)
Source: RefSeq, a predicted model, not a curated record